AGUAUCUAUACACCUUGGGCAUUCUAAAACUCCCCAAGAAAAACAAAACGCAUGUGUAUAGUAACCAUCGGUAAGAAGAAAUAUUCAUGUUGAAGACGUGAUGUGCGGAACGUUUUGUGUUAAUUUCGAUGUUUAAAUGCUUGUUUGCUUCAUUUAAACUGUGUCCUAAAGUUGGCUGCUUUGUCAGACGUGCAUCCCAUACAAACAAGCAUCUUCGGUGAAUCGUCGCUGCAAGUUGGUGCAAAGCUAGGUGGGAACAAAUAAUGCUGAUUUGGCGUCGGAAAUAGUGGUGUAAUAUGAUGAAUCGACACGGUGCCUCGAAUUCCAACCGACCGGUGGAGCAGGGACAACUGUUUUCCGCCAUGAUGUCCGACAUUGGCCCGAACCAGGGUGCGUUCGUACCGGGUAGCAAUGCGUUCUCCCUGUCCCACUACCAGAACAUGCCUAACGAUCAGGUUGACUGGGCCGCCCUGGCCCAGCAGUGGAUCAAGAUGCGUGAAACCUGGAUGCAGCCAAUGUCCACCAUGAUUCCAUCGCCGCCACCACCGCCAUCGUUCGAUCGGGAUACAUUUGAUGGUGCGGCUGGAAGCAAUGCGCCUCCCAGGAACCGAAUCAUUGCGGGGGUUGAAUUCGAAGAGCAGGGUGAAGCCCCGAUGGAGGUAGAGCGUGAAGAUGAUGGCGAUAUACCGGUUCCACCGACACCACCAAAAAUCACCAACGAUUGCCAGCCGGCCGACGAGACGUGGCGAACCUGGUCGUGGCCAAUGUCGAUGGGCAGCACGUCGACGCUUGGCAACCAACAUGCGCCACAAGCGCUUCCAAACAAUCAAAAGCUUACCGACACUCAGCAAAGGUCCGGCACCGGUCCGCCGGCAUCAGCUGCCGCUGCCAUUGCGCUGUGGCAGGCGAAAAACAGCCAUCUCUUCCCGGUCGCCUAUCCCAAAGAUUCCGCGACGAUGCCGCGUGAACAGACGGCGGCAAACCGACGCACGUUCAGCACGCAACCGACGAAACCAUCCCGGUUGCCCGGGUUGAUGGAUCGCGAGAUAAAGAUAAGCGCGUCAUCUUCCGCCGAUGUGCACCGUAUCGAUGCGAAGGAAAAUGUUAGCGGUGGUGGUGGUGCUGGUUCUGCCACAAUCAAUGAGGAAAAGCGUAUGAUGCUUCCUGCCUGGAUACGCGAAGGUUUAGAAAAGAUGGAACGGGAAAAGCAGCAAAAGUUAAAACGCGAGCAAGAACACCGUCAGCGGGAAGAGAAACUAUCCAGCCAGCAAAAUCUACACUCCUUGUCGCCAUCGCCUAGUCGAGAGGAGCUGACCCUACCAUUAAGUGCACCGCUAGAGCAGGAAGAAUCGCAACCGAAGCAAGAGAAGGUGGCAUUAAAUGAGCAGAACAUUGAACAGAUUACAAAGAAAAUAUUGACUGAAGUUUUUAUGGAAACAACUAAUGAAGUAUUACUUGGCAUCGCCCAAGAGGAGCAGAGCAAGGUGCAGAAGCGAAAAGCUAAACAAGCUGCCACAUCUAAUGUUGGACGUGCGACGUAUACCAGAGGACUUGGCCUCGGUAUAUACGGCGACAGUGAUGAGGAUGAGGACGAAGAAGAAGAUCAGAUGACGAACGACAUUAGCAAAGGUUCGAACAGUGUCAACGUUACAUCCGAUUUGGAAAGUGCGAACAAUUCGGAUGACGAUGUAUCCGACACGGAAGCGAUGCGUAAAAUGAUGGAAAAAAUACUUGUCCGGCAGCAGAAUUUCAAAUCCACUGCAGCGCAAAUCGAAAAAUGGCUGGGCGAGGUGUCGGAAUAUACGCCACAUAAUGCCGAAUUGCAGACGGAACCGUUGUCGUCGGAUGAGGGUUCGUAUGAGGGGCAGCACGGUCAGCGAAGCGAUGACGCUGAUUCCGAUCCAGCGCGUGAGGGGCGGACAGAAUCUCCACGCCACGGCAAGGCAGGUACCGGUAACGGAUUCGGUACGUCACUGUUUACGCCUUUCGGCAGCACAGCCCAACAGUCGGACCAAACGAAUCGGGCUAGCGGUAGUCAGGAAAAUGUGGUACGUAAGCGACGUGAAAAACGUGUGUCGCGCUUCAGUGAUCCACGCGAUACGGUGCGUACGACACACAUUACGCAUGUUUCGAUUGUAUCACCGUCAGCAGAAACGGCGUGUCCCAGCAAGGCGCUAGAACAGCAGCCUGCUGCAAAGAAUGUAGCUACCGUUGGUGGGAGUACUGUACGCCCGAAAUACCCAGCACAGGAGAGUAAGCCACGCCAGACGGCGGCCCAACAGUCCUAUAACGCGUACUUGAGCAUACCAUCGGGUCAACCAUACCAAACGAUCUACAGCAUUACGCCCGGUCCGAAGGGAACCGGCUGCCCGAAGGCACUGAGCGAACUGGUCAAAAGCAACCCGCCAUCGAACAGCGACGGUGGCAAAAAAUCCCUCGGGGAGGAAAGUGAUAGCGGUAGCUACCGCCGGAAGUAUCGCGACCGUUCCCGGUCACGCUCAUCGCACGGUUCACGCACGAGCGCUUCCCGGUCCGGUUCGUUCGAUUCCCGUUCGUCCCGGUCCACCCAGUCACCGAACAGUCACUAUUCACGCUCGGGCCAACGGAGGCGCUCCUCGUCCAAACGAUCGCGCCACGAUCGGGACCGUUCGCCGCUCGAUCGCCAUUCACCGUCGUCCUACUCAUCAUCGCGCCGUCACCGCCGUGACAGUGGCAACUCAUCCCGCUCCCGUUCACGGUCCUCGUCGAAAUAUUCUUCCCGGCGGCGGUUUUAAGCGCUUGCGCCACAACAACAAAAAAAACAGCCUGUUCUAGUGGCAUUUUAGUUAUUUGAAAUGUACUAUCGGUGAAUACACGGUGGUCGGCGACACGGGGGGGUUUCCAUUAUGCGGAACGGGCAAGUAAUUUAUGGAACACCCUGUUCUCCGAGCAGCCUUGCAUAAUUCACCGAGAGUCAAAUCAGUGUGAUAAAUUAGGGAAAGUAUGUAUAAAGAAAACACAACACAGAUACACUUAUAUACACACACACACAACACCAACAACAACACGCUACAAUUUCACCUACCUGAACACCAAUAUUCAUCCCCCCAACAAUCCUCUCCCGCAGCCCCCUCCUCCCAGACACACAAAAGUAGUGAUGGGUAAAUUGGACAAAAAAAACGGAAUCGCUUCCGAAUGACUGCAUAAAUAUUGGAAGCGGCUCAGGCAGGUAAGUGCAAUACUCCGA
Molecule: messenger RNA, 3226 nt
Organism: Anopheles funestus (African malaria mosquito)
Lineage: Eukaryota; Metazoa; Arthropoda; Insecta; Diptera; Culicidae
Product: arginine/serine-rich protein PNISR
Exons: 8
Coding region: 297-2774 (825 amino acids)
Cellular component (GO): nuclear speck; presynaptic active zone
Molecular function (GO): RNA binding
Source: RefSeq, a predicted model, not a curated record